Messenger RNA from Choloepus didactylus (southern two-toed sloth), 645 nucleotides. Its product is annotated as guided entry of tail-anchored proteins factor 1-like. The record is from RefSeq and is a predicted model, not a curated record. Lineage: Eukaryota; Metazoa; Chordata; Mammalia; Pilosa; Megalonychidae. Gene Ontology annotation, biological process: tail-anchored membrane protein insertion into ER membrane. The transcript has a single exon. Bases 42 to 566 code for a protein of 174 amino acids.
GGAGCUGCUGUAGCGGUGGUGGCGCCGCGGCCAGGUCUGCGAUGAGCGCUGCGGAGGCCGACCGCUGGGCGUGGCUGCUGGUGCUCAGCUUCGUGUUUGGGUGUAAUGUCCUCCGGAUCCUCCUCCCGUCCUUCUCCUCCUUCAUGUCCAGGGUGCUGCAGAAGGACGCAGAGCAGGAGGCGCAGAUGAGAGCGGAGAUCCACGGGAUGAAGCAAGAGCUCUCCACUGUCAACAUGAUGGACGAGUUUGCCAGAUACGCCAGACUGGAGAGAAAGAUCAACAAGAUGACCGAUAAGCUCAAAACUCACGUGAAAGCACGGACAGGUCAAUUAGCCAAGAUAAAAUGGGUUAUAAGUGUUGCUUUCUACAUAUUGCAAGCUGCACUGAUGAUCUCACUUAUUUGGAAGUAUUAUUCUGUCCCUGUGGCUGUGGUGCCAAGUAAAUGGAUAACUCCACUUGAUCGCCUGGUAGCAUUUCCUACUAGAGUAGCAGGUGGCAUUGGAAUUACUUGUUGGAUUUUAGUCUGUAACAAAGUUGUGGCUAUUGUGCUUCACCCUUUCAGCUGAAAAGGAAGACUACAGGACUUUUUAUUUUGAAUAGAAGUGGUGAGAGUAGACAGCCUUGUCUUGCUCUUCAUCUUGGGGG